Messenger RNA from Fundulus heteroclitus (mummichog), 722 nucleotides. It is a transcript of the gene lyrm7, whose product is annotated as LYR motif containing 7. Gene Ontology annotation, biological process: mitochondrial respiratory chain complex III assembly. The record is from RefSeq and is a predicted model, not a curated record. NCBI's taxonomy places the organism in Eukaryota, Metazoa, Chordata, Actinopteri, Cyprinodontiformes, Fundulidae. The coding region runs from base 12 to 482 and encodes 156 amino acids. The transcript has 5 exons.
UUUCAUCAGCCAUGUUGGCGCAGAUGAACCGUAGGCGGGUGGAGCAGGGCCGCUUUUGGUUCGCUGGGAGCACGCUAAGCGCUGAUUGGCCACAGAGGAGCGUCGAAUCAGAACGUUCGCUGGUUGGUCGACGUUGGGCAGACGCCGGAAGUAGGCAGACAGACAACAUGGGGACUCGUUUGAAGGUCCUAAGCGUGUUUAAAAAGCUGCACAGGACAAGAAUUGAUGUAUUCAGAGAUGAUGAAAAAGCUCUGGCAGCUGCGAGGCUAAAGAUCAACGAGGAGUUCAAGAAAAACAAAAGGGAAACGUCAGAGGAAAGCAUCGAGAAGAUGAUUAAAAUGGGCUCAGAUGUGGAAACUGUUCUUCGUGAGGCGGUGCUGCAAGUGGAACAUGUUGAAGAAAAUAAGCUUUUGCUUCGACCCAGAGAGGGUCUCCUACUGGAAAAUGUACCAUAUUGUGAUGAACCCAGGAAGAAUUCGUGAUGAUCCUCAUUUAUUAAGUUUAUGUAUCUGCAAAGAGACAUUCAUCCAUCACUUCCAUCUGCAGUUUAAUGGAUGUAAUAACACAAUGUUCAAAGUUGUAAUGAAUGUAUUUGGGCAAAAAAACAAAAACUGCCAAAAACUUGAUGCCAUUAUUUUAUGUACAGUAUUUUAGCAGUUGUUAUUAAACUUGUUCUGCUGAUGCUUUUGAUUGCUUGUAAUAAAGCCAAACUGAUAUAAAUU